AACCGACCAGAAAGUGAAUGGGAGGCGGAAGAUGGACCUGGAACAGCUGGAGAAGCUGCGUCUUCUGAACCAGGAUCUCCUGCAGAGGCUGAAGGCAAACCAAGAGGAAUUCCAGAAACAGCUGCCUGGCCGGGCUCCCUCCCGGCCCCUGCGGUCGAAAAGAGAGACUCCAGAGAACGGAUGGGCACCAGAUCCCCAAAGGGGGAAAGAGAACAAUGAUCGGGCUGCUGAAGAGUUCGCUAGCAUUGUGAUGGGGGUGUCCAGGGAGGCAGGGCCCCAACUGGCAAGACCUGACCUCAGACCCCCCUUGAAACCCACAACAUCCCGCAAGGAGGAAGAACAGGAAACAACACACCAAGGGGGUCAGCACCCAGACUCCGAUUGGACUGAGAAGACUUCUGUACCAUCGGCAACGGAGGGAGAAUCCUCCCGAGUAGCUGGCAAAACAGUGAAAAAAUGCAACUCUGUGGGUGACUCAGAGAGGAAAUCCGUUCCUGCGAGCCAAACAGACUCUGAGACGCACCCUGCACAUUUGCAAAGGCCGAGGGCCGGAGUGGAGCCAAACCGGGCGCAAGAAGCCAAAGAGAGCCACGGGCCGAGAGCAUCGGCUCGGAUGCCGCGGGCUCCCAAAUCGAUCCUGCUCACCCCUCAGUGCAAGGAAGCCAAAGAGAAAAUGAAGAAGGAGGCCGGGCGUGUGACGUUUGUGUCUGACCCUGAAGAAUACACUCUCCCUGCGGACGAGUGGUCGGUUCGUCCUUUCCUGGGGUACGACUGGAUCGCAGGUUUGCUAGACAUGGACUCGUCAGUGUCAGAGAAACCAGAGCAGUAUUUUUCUGAGCUGCAGGACUUCCGGCGGGUGAACAGAGAUGCUUGCAUCUACGACGAAUGCUUAUGGUCAGAGGCACUGGGCUCCUCGGUUCUCGGUCAAGGAUCAGAGGUGGAAUCAACUUCCCAUCAAUGCGUCUUCUGCUACCGCUUAAACAAGCGACUCUUUGCUGUGCCCAUGGGUUCAGAGUCGGCCUGUCCCAUCUGCAAAACCUUGAGGACUCAGAAGCCGCCGGAAACGCUGGUGGAACCAGCCUUCGUCAGGGUUAGCAUCCCGCGAUCCACCCUCCUCCCAGCGUACAAGCACAAAAUCCAUCGCAGGAAAAGCUAUGAGCCAGCAGAUGACCUGGCAUUGCCAUCGCACUGCCUGGCCGGCUGGGAGAACCCCGUCCAAACUUUCAGCUCUACCCUGAGCAGCCUCGACCUCCGAACUACCCUGGCUGCCGAAUCUUCCGGCCAUUUGGAUUGGAAUUCGGUGUCUAGAGUAUCAGGCAAAACCAAGACGGAUGACCUCCUCAACCUUUCCCGUGUGACAGCAUUCGAACUCAACAACAUGUCUCGUCUGUUGCGCCACCGGAAGCUGCCUGGCCACACGGCACCUUUCCGUUAGAGCAGUUCCAUCUUUCUCCCCUCCCAAGGGGGGAUCAGGAAGCCUGGAAUUAAGGACCGGGACGGCGUCUGCGCCUGAAACUGAACAGCCCACCAGCCCACCUCUCAGCAGAGCAGCGUUCAAGAAAAGAUGGGGUUGUAAACCAAAGUCUCUGUUUGGUCCACAAAGCACAGGGCAUUCACAGACAAUUUAAAAGAGGGUUUAUUUUUUCCCCCAGUGUACUUG
Messenger RNA from Gekko japonicus, 1660 nucleotides. RefSeq names its product migration and invasion inhibitory protein (gene MIIP). The record is from RefSeq and is a predicted model, not a curated record. The coding region runs from base 32 to 1435 and encodes 467 amino acids. NCBI's taxonomy places the organism in Eukaryota, Metazoa, Chordata, Lepidosauria, Squamata, Gekkonidae. The transcript has 10 exons. Gene Ontology annotation, biological process: negative regulation of cell migration; negative regulation of G2/M transition of mitotic cell cycle.